Molecule: messenger RNA, 2303 nt
Organism: Bipolaris sorokiniana ND90Pr
Lineage: Eukaryota; Fungi; Ascomycota; Dothideomycetes; Pleosporales; Pleosporaceae
Exons: 3
Coding region: 95-2095 (666 amino acids)
Source: RefSeq, a predicted model, not a curated record
CCAUCACUCUCGCUCAGCUGCCUCUCACAAUCAUCCUCUACUCAAUCUGCCAACACAAAUCACGCUACCCAACAAGAAAAGAAACACUACAGCCAUGAUUAAUACAGAGAUAGACCAAAAGGAUGGCCUGUGUCCGGCAUGCAAAGCGCUUGACGAGAAAUUCAGUACUCCUCAAUCUGGAGAUGCGCAGGUCAUGUCCUUUCUCAAGGACUCCUUACACCAAGACUGUGUGUCCUGCAAGACACUGUCUGAUUGCUUCCAUUCCGAUAGGCUUGUAGUAGCUCUUUUUCACGAUGAGCGAGAGGAUGAAGAAACGCAAUCAGAGUCUUCAGAAGGAUCGAUUGAGUCAUGCGCUGAGCCGACAAACAAGAAACCUUUGCAACAGAUCCUUGUGUGGGACUCGGUUGAUCCAAUGCAUGACCAUACAUUCAUCCCGGCGGAAAACCAUAUUUCAAGGCCUGGAAAACAUGCUUCAGCGGACCUGAUCAGAGCUAAGCAAUGGCUCGAGAGUUGUAGAUCAAACCAUGCUUCUGAUGACGCAAGUGGAAGGACAUGUACAGUCCAGCCAGUGAGGAUGAAGACACCGCUGAGAAUUAUUGACUGCAGUACAUUGCGUGUAAGAGAAUUGAUGCCUGGCGAGUCUUAUGCAUGCCUGAGCUAUGUCUGGGGUAAUGUAGCUCCAGCAAAGGUUGCAGUCGACUCGCAAAUAGACCCUGGAAGUAUUUCGAAGACUAUUUCCGACGCCAUAUAUGUGGCUGAGAAGCUUGGGAUCCCCAGACUGUGGGUCGAUCAAUACUGCAUCGUACAAGAUGAAUCCAUUUUGAGGAAAGAGGCGAUUGCAUCAAUGAAUCUAAUCUAUGGCGGGGCAGAAGUCACUAUUGCAGCAGCAUCUGGCAUAGAUGCUUCGCAUGGUCUACCCGGUGUUCUGGGAACAGAUCGGUCAGGCCUGAUACAAACACCUGUCACUUUAGGGAGCAGACAAUUUUUUGAAGAGCCUGUUCAUAAACAGCUGGACGAAUCGCGUUGGAACAGCCGAGGGUGGACCUUCCAAGAAGCUGUGUUGUCUGUGCGUCUCCUUGUGUUCACUGAUAGACAAAUGUAUUUCCAAUGCAACAAAGCUCAUCAUCUCGAGCACUACAGAACCGAAGACCCAUUAAGCGGGCAACGCAUAUUUCUCUUUACAGGAACCGAUCUUCAACCUCUAGCAACAUUCACACUCCUAAUAGAGUACUUUCCUAAGGAACUGUCAUUCGCCAAGGAUGGUCUCAAAGCUGUAGAGGGAAUCUUGGAAGCCUGCGGUAAAGAUCGGCCGGGGCCAUAUCAAUUUAGACACUUUUACGGCAUUCCAUUGAUCUAUUUUACGGAUGGCAUCACCGAUGAGAUAUCCUUUUCUGCGCAGGGUCUGGUUUGGUGGACUUCGCAUCAGAGCGCGGACACUGGAGUGGAAGAACCCCUCGCUCCUGAUGAGUCUGGAUUACCUUCAUGGACUUGGGCAUCUCAAAAGUCAAGAUCUAAAUGUUCUAUCGCGACACUAGAUUUCUGUGACCUUGACGCAUCGUGGUUGAAUUUUCAAGAGCUGAAGUGCCAUAUUACGAACCGGGAUGGGAAAACUAUCGAUGUUUUCGAAUUUGUCACGUCAUCUCUUUCAGAACAUUAUUUAAACUUUUUCCCUUGGAUUGACGUCACUUCAUGGACCGUUCGGAGUCAGAUCAACGCGUCGGAUCUAGGACAUUCUAAGAAGACUGUCUUUGGUGGCAUGGGGAAUGCGAGCUUCAAAUUUGACGAAGGCGUUCCACGGAAUGACGAGGCUAUUACGGCAAUAUUCAUAGGUACCGGUGAAGCAUGGACCCGCAGUACAGACUCAGAUGGUGGUCUUGUCUUCCUUCUUAUACGUCCAACUACGCCGAAUACGUUUUCUCGCGUCGGAAUAUGGCAUCUGUAUGAGGAAGCCAAGGUCCUUUCCCUCGAUGAGGUAAUGGCAGAUCCAGAGCCUACACUUCUCAAAAGAUUUACGGAAGAUCCGGAGAGAUACUUGAACUCAUGUGGGUUGAGCCAUGGCGCUGUGGUAGAGAAGAGGACUGUGAGGUUAGUUUGAAUAGACUUCGAGAUAUCUAUGGGCGUCAGGAACUGAGAAAGCCUUGAUCUAUUACCAUAUCCCUUCGAAAUUGAUGAUAGCCAAGAACAGCUCUCGACAAGCAUACCUUUCAAACAUGUCGGUAUGGAUUGGAAACGAACUUAGGGUACGGCUAAACUGUAAACAGGCUUCAGUCUUCUUGAAUAGCGUCGUUGUGACUUCAGGAUCU